GCACACUAUGAGUCACGGAAAAGUACUGCUCAAAACUGCAGAACAAAAGACAACCCCAUGGCCCAAAGUAUGUUUUGAUUGUUGGUGGGAAAGUUGAACCUUAUUGGUUCACAAUGGUCUCGUUAACGGAAUACUACAAGAUAUGGGCGUGUUCGCUAAGGAUAAGGAACUGUUCCGUGUGACUUUUUCUUCCCCCAGUACUUCAGUUGAACACAGGGACGUAUAGAGAUAUCAGCUCCAGCGUUGUGAAGAAAUUGUACUGAACUAUGAGGACGUGUAAAAUCGUGCUUUUUCUCCUUGCCGUCAUGUCACAUGUGACAUCUGGCAGCGAUCUACAAUCGCCCGAGGAGCAGCUGAUCACGAGCCUGAUGCAGGGGUACAACACCGACCGCCGGCCCGUUAGGAACGUGUCGGACGCCGUGAACGUCACCAUCGACAUCGCGGUUGCAGAAUAUCUACACAUGGACGACAGAAAUCAUAUGCUAACAGUCAACCUCUGGAUGAGACUGUUUUGGACGGACCCAUUUUUAACGUGGGAUCCAUCAGAGUACAACGGAUUGGACUUACUUCGAAUCCAGGGCAGUAAAAUUUGGAGUCCGGACAUCUUGUUGUAUAACAGUGUGUUUGACGAGGGAUUUGUGGAGAAUCCUGACUUCAAGGCGACGAUCCGGCCGGACGGUUCGGUGGCCUUUCUGUACCCAUUCACGUUCAAGGCCGCCUGCCGGGUCAACAUCGUGUACUUCCCCGAAGACAUCCAAGUCUGUCCGCUCAAAUUCGGUUCCUGGUCGUACGACGGACUUAAAGUGGAUCUCGUGAAUCGAUUCCCAAAAGGAGAUAUCGCCAACCUGGGUUCUAUGGAAGAAUGGCAGGUUACUGACCUCAUAGCAGAGAGACACGUGCACUACUACAACUGCUGCCCUGAGCCCUUCCCUGACGUCACCUUCACCCUUGUGAUGAAGAGGAGACCCCUCUACUAUCAGUACUACAUCUUUGUGCCCGCCUGUGUUCUAAUGCUGAUCAGUUUGCUGGGUUUCCUGACGCCGCCGGAGUCCGGAGAGAGGAUGACGAUGGUUCUGACGGCGCUGCUAGCUAACACAGUCAACAUGGAGGUGGUGGCAGGGCAGCUGCCGAAAACUUCAUCUUACGUGCCUAUCAUAGGGAAGUACUUCGGCGCAGUUCUGUUCGUGAAUGCCUUGGCGAUCGCCAUGAACGUGGUUAUCCUGAGCCUGCACUUCGGCAGUUUCCGCGCGCAGCCUCCCCCGGCCUGGCUCAAGACGUUCCUCCGGCUGGACGCGCCGUCAAGGUGGGCCGACUGGUUCUUCUGGAGAUGCUUCCGGCGACGCACCAUCAGCUUCCCUCCGGACGCCUCUGGAGUCACCCUGAACUCCUGCAUCUGGAAGAACCUGGAGUCGGCGCUGUCCGGCAGAACAAGCAGGAUGAAAAGGCCACACAGUACCUCUGCUAUGGAGACCACUCAUCUCACCAAGCCUUACAACGACAACAACAACAUGGACCCGGUUCUACUGGCCAAGAUGGACAUCAUCGUGAAUAACAUGAGAGCCGCCAGAAUGAGCCGGGAAGAGAAGAGGAGGAUCGAUGAAGCCUUGUACGAAUGGAGGGAGGUGGCUUCGCGUAUUGACAGGAUCUUUUUCGCUAUUUUCACUGUGAUUAUGCUCGUGGUGAACAUCGUUGUGUUCGGACAGAUCUAGAGUGAACCACGGCGUGGCGUACAGCUAAGCAUGAAAGUUUAUCUUAGUUUAUGGAUAAACUAAACUUUAACUGAUCAACACUGAAUUGAUUUACUUGAAUUUGGGUACCAUCCCGACAGAAGUUCGAUCCGGCGUUCAUUAUAUACUAUAUAAAGUCGCUUCUAGCUCUGAUAUUCAUUGAAAAUCACUAGGAGAUGUACCCUAUUCACCUUGACCUGUACUUAGCUUGUUAGAAAGCAAAAACGUACAACAAGGGUCUUCAUUCAUUCAUUGAAUACACUAUACAUAUUGCUUCUCUGUUGUUUCGUCUGUGAUUCUGGACCACGUUAACUUCUGGAAUCAUCAAAAUUUUGGACGCAGGCGCGUUCCAACAGCAUAAAAGCCAUCCGCCCCCUUGUGCAUGCAGGCACUGGCCUGUUGUCAUCAAACGAGUGCUCUAGAGCUAUCUGGCAUUUACGACCCUCUGCUGCAUUUACGAGCCUCUGCUGCAUUUACGAGCCUCUGCUGCAUUUACGAGCCUCUGCUGCAUUUACGACCCUCUGCUGCAUUUACGAGCCUCUGCUGCAUUUACGAGCCUCUGCUGCAUUUACGAGCCUCUGCUGCAUUUACGACCCUCUGCUGCAUUUACGAGCCUCUGCUGCAUUUACGAGCCUCUGCUGCAUUUACGAGCCUCUGCUGCAUUUACGAGCAUCUGCUGCAUUUACGACCCUCUGCUGCAUUUACGUGUCUCCGGCGUCACAGUCGGAAGCUACAGCAGACGGGUCCAUUCUGUGAACAAGGCUGACGGAGUCUGCUGAAAAUUUGUCCCGAGCAAUUUAGUGUUGGUCAGUUAAAGUUUAGUUUCUCCAUGCCGGAUGCCAUAAGUUUAGAUGUCAUAAGUAUGGAUGUACAAAAAUGUAUUCGAAUGACAUUACUCAAAUCAUGUCAUUAUGUAAUGGAUUAUUCAAAUGACAUUAUUCCUUUGCCACCUUUAAAGUCAUAUUUUCUUGACACACGUAAAUGACAGCUUUUGACCAGCAAGAGAAUUUUGGAUUGGACAAAAUCUUAUAUCAUGGUGUUCGAUAGCAACAGAAAAGUUGUAGAGACUAUGUCAAAAGGACAUUACUAUUACUGCGAAAGGAGCUUUACUUACCAAUAUGUUCUUAUUUAAGUCAUAUUAUAAUGGCUUACGUUAUACAUAAUGGGAAUGGAGUAUAUAUUAUAUUUGCAUGUAAUAUUGCCGUUUAAUACUGUGUAUUCUUUUCUUAACUGCAUGGGUACUACGUACUACUUGGUCCUUUCCGACUUUAUUUGUCUGGAACAUAUAUCAUUCUGCAAAUAAUGUUGCCGAAUAAUACUGUGUAUUCUUUUCUUAACUGCUUGGGUACUACGUACUACUAGGCUUGGUCCUUUCCGACUUUAUUUGUCUGGAACAUAUAUUAUAUUUGCAUAUAAUGUUGCCGUAUAAUAUUGCGUAUUCUUUUCUUAACUGCUGGGUACUAAGUACUUCUUGGUCCUUACCGACUUUAUUUGUCUGGAACAUAUAUGUUUGCAUAUAAUGUUGACGUAUUUUACUGCGUAUUCUUUUCUUAACUGUGAGGGUACUACGUACUUUUGGUCCUUACUGGUUUUGUCCAAAUAUUUGCUUGUGAAGUAAUUCUGACUGAUUGAUAUUAUAUAUUGGAACUAUCCUAUGUUAAAGCAAUAGUUGAAUAUUGCAAAUUUUAUUUAGCAUUUCAAUCUGAACUGUUUUGUAUUGUAAAGGUGUUAUCUCUAUAUGUUUAUAUAUUAUUCAAAAUACUUUUCACGUGUUGUAAAAUGGGGAGUUUUGUUUGCCAUGCUAACGACGACACUGACACUAAGGCGAUUUAUAUGACAUAUAAGUAAUAAAGAACCUUCUUUAUAAAUGUAAUAUGUAUUUAUUUGCAUGAUAGCCAACGGUUAGGGGUGGGUAUUGGUCCAGGGUAACGGUACAAACCCGAUUUUUCUUAUCAUACCGGAAAAACUGGACCUGGAAAACCUCGGUGGACCUGAUGUUGGACCUAUUAGAAAAUAAACAGAUCAUACGAUAAGGAAUUCACACGUUUUGGGGGCUUACAUGUCGAAUUUGCGAAGAGAAUAACAAAAGCGAGGCAUAGUUCAUUUCUACAAAGUUUAACAGUGAUCAAUCAUACAGAGGCAGUUAGUCUUAAAGAAUUUUAGAACUCCUGUGCAGUUGUUAAAUACUAUAGUCCACGAAACACUUCUUUGUAGCGAAAUUGACCAUUGUCAAAUUUAGUAUCCUCUAUUCACAAGUUUUCUCAUACUGAAUCAGGUUCAGGUCCGGACCUGGACCUGAUCCUCUGGACCUGAACCUGACCUGAAUUUUUUGUACCGGUACCCAUCCCUACCAUCGUCAUUUACAUUUAACUUUAUUUAGUUAUUUACGGGGAAAGUAAAUUAAUGUAAAGGUGAACCUCGGUCAACCUGCGGUCAAUGAACUUUCUGGUGCAAGUACAUAUUCGUGUCAUUCAGUACUACAUACUAGUAGUCUGUUACAGUACUUAAAAUAGUUCAGCAAUAGAGUUUGUCAUAGUUUGUAUCUUGUACCAACAACAGUUGUGCAACAAAACUUAUACUGGUUAGCUAUCAUCAUGAUUAUCAACAGCCUCUGUGACAGGUAUCUUACCAAGAAAGGCUCCUAAUGUCGAGGUAAACUACGGUCAAGCUGCGGUCGACGAACUUUCUGGUGCAACUACGUUUUAAUCUUAUUCUCUACUACAUAGUCUCUUGACUGUAAGUUCCAUCAUCAUCUUUUAUUUUUAUUAAAUGGUUUUGUAAAACUGUUCAACGAAGUUCUCCAUAUAUGACGAGAAAUCGCUAUGAUGUGUACGGUGGCUAUUUUAUCAGCAAAAUCUGGAAGUAAAUCUCUGUUAAACUGCACCAGUUCAAUGGCCUCUGCAGAAUCAGACAAUAAUUAUAUAUAAUUUUUCGGGUCCCAUUAUCCAGACGCAUGCACUGGGCGUAGUACGUUAGAA
Molecule: messenger RNA, 4705 nt
Organism: Branchiostoma floridae (Florida lancelet)
Lineage: Eukaryota; Metazoa; Chordata; Leptocardii; Amphioxiformes; Branchiostomatidae
Product: neuronal acetylcholine receptor subunit alpha-10-like
Exons: 11
Coding region: 267-1709 (480 amino acids)
Biological process (GO): synaptic transmission, cholinergic; signal transduction; nervous system process
Cellular component (GO): acetylcholine-gated channel complex; neuron projection; membrane
Molecular function (GO): acetylcholine binding; extracellular ligand-gated monoatomic ion channel activity; acetylcholine receptor activity
Source: RefSeq, a predicted model, not a curated record